AUGUCCGUCACGACUUUGAAUGGCCAACCUACACUUAAUAUUUCCGGUCCCGGCCAGACCGCACUCUCUCGUCUCGAUCCGCUCAAGAAAGUCUUCACGAAGUUCUUUGCCUCCAUUCCGCAAACAGUGCGAGGACAUGUCGUCGCUGUUAUUGGAGAACUCAUCGGCACAACCGCUUUUCUAUUCAUCGCUUUUUCCGCAGCAGAAGUGGCCAUGGCAUCGGCGAAUGAUAACAAAGGCGAUAAAGUUAACUACACGACGAAAUCAAUUAGUACCGAUCAGAUACUGUUUAUAGCAUUUGGGGCCGGAAUCAGUCUAGUGGUUAAUGCAUGGACUUUCUUCCGUAUUAGUGGAGGACUAUUCGAUCCGGCUGUCUCUAUUGCACUAUUCUUUGUCGGCGCAAUCGAUUUGACAAGAUGUAUCUUACUUUGUAUAGCACAAUGUGCUGGUGGAAUCGCAGCGUCGGCAAUGGCCUAUGGUUUAUAUCAUGGGGGUUUGCAUACAGCAACGACUCUUAAGCCUGGCAUGAGCACAGCACAAGGAGUUAUUGUCGAGAUGAUACUCACGUGUCAGCUCUGCUUUACUGUUCUUAUGCUCGCGGCCGAAAAGCAUGAAGCUACGUUUUUGGCACCAUUGGGUAUUGGAUUAUCAGUGUUUAUUGGAGAACUUGCUGGCGUCUUCUGGACCGGCGGAUCUAUGAACCCAGCUCGUUCCCUCGGCCCCGCAGUCAUAACCAGGAGUUUCCCUAGCUACCAUUGGAUCUACUGGGUUGGUCCUAUCGCCGGCGCCGGUCUAGCAAGCAUUAUCUACAAACUAAUCAAAGCACUCGAAUACGAAACGGCUCAACUUUCCGAUGGCGAACUACACGCCCAACCUAUUGACGACUCAGAAAAGGCAGCUGGACACACAGGUCCUUGCGAGUGCAUGUGUUUUAAAGUAGCGGCUCAGGGACAAUCAUCAGCUGCUAGUACGUUGCAGGUUGCUACUACUGAUGUGAGGAAAAGUUCAAGCUUGAUACCGACGAAGAGUACGAAGAGUGGGAAUUCUGCGGAGGUGAAAGAGAAGCCUGGUGUGGUGGUGGAGGAACCAGUUAAGACGCAGCCGAAGGAUGAUGAUGGUUUCUUUGGGGAAAUGUAUGCAGAUUGA
Messenger RNA from Sclerotinia sclerotiorum 1980 UF-70, 1146 nucleotides. RefSeq lists its product as hypothetical. Lineage: Eukaryota; Fungi; Ascomycota; Leotiomycetes; Helotiales; Sclerotiniaceae. Gene Ontology annotation, molecular function: water channel activity. Gene Ontology annotation, biological process: transmembrane transport. The transcript is spliced from 3 exons. Gene Ontology annotation, cellular component: plasma membrane. Bases 1 to 1146 code for a protein of 381 amino acids. The record is from RefSeq and is a predicted model, not a curated record.